Messenger RNA from Medicago truncatula (barrel medic), 1008 nucleotides. Its product is annotated as F-box/kelch-repeat protein At3g23880. The transcript has 3 exons. Gene Ontology annotation, molecular function: protein binding. The record is from RefSeq and is a predicted model, not a curated record. NCBI's taxonomy places the organism in Eukaryota, Viridiplantae, Streptophyta, Magnoliopsida, Fabales, Fabaceae. Bases 1 to 1008 code for a protein of 335 amino acids.
AUGGCUAGAAAGGCAGUCAAAAGAAACGAUACCGUUUCUUCUCCAAUACUGACUGAGAAAACAAUCACCACCAAGCCGCAGCAGUUGAUAGGAACCCUAAUUUCAUCGUCACUUCACUCAUCGCCACUUCCCACUAUUCCUUUCGAUCUCAUUCCAGAAAUUCUCUAUAGGCUCCCUGUGAAACCCCUCAUGCAAUUUCGAUGUGUGUGCAAGUGGUGGAAUUCUCUAAUUUCUGAUCCCAAAUUCGCCAAGAAGCACUUUCGCUUCUCAACCACAUGCCUCAUCCACAUCUUAACCUACUCCUCACUCUCACAAAAGUACACUAUCAAGUCUUACCCUCUCGACUCUCUUUUCACCAAAGACGUAGCCUGCAAGAAAAUCGCGCAGCACGAGAUUCCUUCCAACCAUGCUAACCCUUCCAUUAGAAAAUUCAUUCAAUUGCCCCCACUUGAAUUGCAACUUAAUGGUUAUAUUCUUCAGAUGCAUGGCUUCGGCCAUGAUCCUAUUUCUGAUAAUUACAAGGUGGUGGUUGUUUUUCUGGAUUAUGAUAGCACUGAUAAUAACAAAACUGAUGUAAAGGUGGUUCAUAAUGUGGGUACCAAUAUCUGGAAAGACAUUAAAGAGACAUUCCAAUAUGAUCGGUUCAUUGUGGAGCAGAAAUCAGGAAAAUAUGUGAAUGGCACGAUUAAUUGGUUGGCUUCUAAAGAUUAUAGUAAAGGUCAACGUUUUAUUGCUUCUUUUGAUUUGGGAAACGAGUCUUAUAAAAAAGUUUUGCUACCUGAUUGUGAUUAUAGAGCAAUAGAUUCACUUACUUUGCACUUGAGUGUUUUCGGGAAUUGUUUGUGCUGGAUUUCUAGUAAUGAUGUUUGGAUAAUGAAGGAAUAUGGGAUGACAGCGUCUUGGACUAAAUUGUUCACUAUUCCUUUCAUGCCAUCUUAUUAUUUCUUUGCCAAUUUUGAAUUCAUCCUAGAAGUCUGCGUCGAAAGUUUGAUAUCACCUUGUUCUUAA